Polistes dominula (European paper wasp) is the source of this 846-nucleotide messenger RNA. Its product is annotated as proteasome assembly chaperone 2. The record is from RefSeq and is a predicted model, not a curated record. Gene Ontology annotation, biological process: proteasome assembly. Lineage: Eukaryota; Metazoa; Arthropoda; Insecta; Hymenoptera; Vespidae. Gene Ontology annotation, cellular component: nucleus; cytosol.
AUAAUGAUUAAGUUAACAAAACAAUAUAAUUUAGAAGGUUUCUCAUUAAUAAUACCGUCAGUGGCAGUUGGUAAUGUCGCACAAUUAACUGUUGAUCUGUUAAUCUCUAAUCUUAACCUCCAAAGAAUUGGUCAAAUUGUGACUUCUGCUUUUAUACCCAUUGUUGGAUUGGAUCCUUAUGCAAAAACAUCUGAACAUUUAUGUACAGCAGUUGAUUUAUAUGCAGGACUUGAAAAUAAAAUACUUGUUGUACAAAUUCGUUCACCGUUCGUCAAAUCGUUAAAUAAUUUUUAUCAUAGUUUGUUACAGUUUAUUACAGCAAAUAAAAUAUUUAAGAUAGUAAUACUGACAAGUAGCUAUGCAUAUGAAAAAACAGAUACUCAAAUAAAUACUACAGAAUUAAGAUACAUUGCAUCUCCCAGUAUAUUAAGUAAUAACAAAGAAAUUUUCGAUGAUUCUAAAUGGCUCCAAUAUGAAUCUAAAUCAUCUUGUCCAAGCGAACAACAGAUAUCAUGUAUUCCAGGAGGAGGCUUUGCAACUAAUUUAUUUAAUUUUCUUUUAAACAAUAAUGUACCGUGUAUAAUAUUGUUUAAAUUUUGCUCAGAAGGAGAUAAUAUUCCAGAUGCAUUAGAUUUAUUAAAUUAUUUGAAUCAAUGGAUGAAGUUACUAAAAAUGAAUUCUAGUGGAUCUUUAGAUGUGAAGUAUCCACUAUCAUGGAAAUAUUUAUUUGGAAAUGCACCAUCGUCUGAGAUAUAUUAAAUAAAAUACUAUAAAUAUAUAUUAUAAAAUUAUUUGUAUAAAAUUGCUUAUUUCUUUCAACAGCAUCUCUCAUAUAUGUUAUUGCAA